AUGCCUUCUUACAAGUUGACUUAUUUCCAUCUCGCAGCAUUGGCCGAGCCAAUUGGCUUCAUGUUGAAUUAUGCUGGGAUUGAGUAGUUUGUGGAUGAACGUAUCGAUAAAAUUGAUUGGCCAAAACUUAAACCGACUAUGCCAUUUGGUAAAGUACCCGUGCUCGAAGUAGACGGAAAGAAGAUUGAUCAGUACGUAGCUAUCUGCCGUUACUUGGCGAAACAAUGUGGUCUUGCUGGCAAAGAUGAUUGGGAGGCUUUGCUAAUUGACGUGGCUGUUGAUACGAUACAUGAUUUACGCACCAAUAUCGCUGCUCUCUCCUAUGAAAAAAAUGAUGAGGCUAAAGCAGAGAAACCUAAAGCUGCCAAAGAGCUGAGGACAGUACCGUUUUAUUUGGAGCGUUUGGACGCUCGGGUGCAGAAGAAGGGUGGUUAUUUUGUCGGCGGUGCGUCGUGGACCGAUUUCACCUUCGUUGGUCUUUUGGACUACACGAACCAAAUGAUGGAAGAGAAUAUCAUUGAAAAGUAUGAAAAUCUGAAACAACUGCAACAGACAGUCGAAGAAGUAUCGGCAUGGCUUGAAAAGCGUCCGCCGGGUAAUUUUUGACAGAGUUGAUGAUUGUUCAUUGAUGUUUCAUUCGAAUAGUAUAUACAUUUUUUAUUUGUACGUAAUGUAUAUCUAUGUAAAAGAAAGGCAUACAUGUAUAUAAUAUAUUUAUAAACUGUGCAUUGAAGAUUUGGCACUCUAAUUGUUACUCUUAUUGUUAUACGACAAAAAAAGGAUAUGUAAAAAAUAUUGUGAAAUUAUUUCUAAUUAAAUCUAAAAAACAUUUA
Molecule: messenger RNA, 833 nt
Organism: Monomorium pharaonis (pharaoh ant)
Lineage: Eukaryota; Metazoa; Arthropoda; Insecta; Hymenoptera; Formicidae
Product: glutathione S-transferase
Biological process (GO): glutathione metabolic process
Molecular function (GO): glutathione transferase activity
Source: RefSeq, a predicted model, not a curated record